AAUAUUAAUUAAACAGCUCUCUACACAGCUACAAGAAGACUGUUCUGUCCAAAUUUCAACAACACAGGGCAACCAAAUAAUUUGCUUAAAAAUUCCAUCUGUCUUUACGACGUAGCCAUAAAAUGCAAGCAUAAAACAUGUUAUCGAAGUGCACAGAAACUCAUUACCGAAGGAAAUCGGAAUCUUGGAAUAAAUAUCUAAGAUGAAACAAAAAUGGUUAUACAUAUUAACGUAGGCAUAAUUAAAACUGUUUUUAUUUCAAUAGUAGUGAACAAUUUGUUUAGGAUAGGAGCAACAGACUUAUCCGCGGAUGACGGUCAAUUGUUUAACAAUGACGAUGAACCUCUGGACGUGGAUAGUCAGAACCAAUACAAUAAUGAUGAACAGCAGAAAUUCAAAGUAGAAGAAACCAUAAUGAGACAAAAGGAUGAUUAUGAUAAUGAAGAAGAUAUUAAAGCUUUGUUAGAAGAGAAGUAUAAGUUUAAGAAUGAUGAGACGUCUACCAGGUUUAAGGUGACAAAGGAGGAGAGAGGAGAGUUUCCAGUCUUCCCUGAGAACCACGAUGAACGCCACAUAGCCUGGGCGUUCCGGUCGUAUGCCGUGCGCCGUAUCGUGGGCGGCAUGGAGAGCAGCGUCAGCAUGUACCCGUACAACGUGGCCAUCUCCAGGAAUGCCAAGCACUGGUGUGGAGGAUCCAUCAUUGAUGAACAGUGGGUGCUGACUGCUGGACACUGCUUGGAAUCGGCCUUUGAUGGCGACAAGAGGAAGCUGCAGCCGUUCAUAAUCAGAGCUGGCAGCUCCUUCCACAACCGAGGAGGAUACCAAGCGAGGGUCAAUAAGGUGUUCUUCCCUCACGAAUACGUGCCGGGCAACGCAGACUACGACUACUCCCUACUCCGCCUGGACCGGCCCAUGCCCAUAGGCCGCAACAUAGCAGUGCUGAACCUGCCCUCCAAGGACUAUAUGAUGAAGGAGAGUGACAUCCUCAUCGUCACAGGAUGGGGGAGUACAGAUGAGUCCGGUUACGGUCACAUCCCGGACCGCUUGCGGUUCGUGCCGGUGCCGGUGAUGCGGCUGGAGGACUGCCAGAAGUCGUACCGGUUCUACAUCACGCCGCGGAUGCUGUGCGCCGGGUACGCCACCGGCGGGAAAGAUGCUUGCAAUCAUGACUCCGGCGGUCCAGCAGUGAGAGACGGCGUGCUGCUCGGCAUAGUAUCGUUCGGCGGCAAGCAGUGCGGCGACCCUCGCUCCCCGGGCGUGUACAGCCGCGUGUCGGAGAUCACGGAGUGGGUGGAGGACACCAUCACCAACAACGAGGCCAACACGGUGCCUGAACUCAUGCCCAAGAUACAGAAGGCGAGGCAGAGGGAGAAGGAGUUGCAGAAAUUCAAAGCAAGAGUAGAAGAUAAGAAAAACAAAAUCAAAACAUGGCUCCGUGAGACUCUCAAGUCACCGACGUUCAUAGAACUAGCCAAAAAGAAAUUGAAAGAAGCUGGUUUCCAUACGAGAAGGACGAAUGAUUACGACACGUUAAAUGUGAGUAGUCUUGAUGAUAAAAUGAUAGAUGAAAUAAACCUUACAAAUAUGAUUAAUGAUAGAAUUUUAGACGACGGUGACGGUUCUGAGUCGGAUAAAUUACUAAGAACAUUAGCGUUGCAUGAAGUUAUGUUAAAUGAUAGGAGCACCGAGAUGUUUGCCCACAGGACAAAUCCAGAAGAUGACAGUGACAGUACGGAAAGCUUUAUUGCUUAUAUUAGUGGAAGUAGAUGAAUAAAUAUUGUUAAC
Molecule: messenger RNA, 1785 nt
Organism: Spodoptera frugiperda (fall armyworm)
Lineage: Eukaryota; Metazoa; Arthropoda; Insecta; Lepidoptera; Noctuidae
Product: trypsin-1-like
Exons: 7
Coding region: 214-1770 (518 amino acids)
Biological process (GO): proteolysis
Molecular function (GO): serine-type endopeptidase activity
Source: RefSeq, a predicted model, not a curated record